UCAGAAAGUAAAAGGCCUCGAACAAACGAGUGCCCUCCAACCCUUAUCUUCAUCUCCCAUUCUUUUUCGCGCAUCUUCUGGGCUCUUCAAUUCACAGAUUUUGCUCAGACCAGGUACUCAUUGAGGAGACUGCAUAUCAGAAAUCUGUUUCCUGUUUCUGUUUCUGUCUGCAUCCACCCACUAAGACGAAACAGAUCAGAAGAAAUCUGUUUCUGUUUCUGUAACGUACACAGAUUUUGGAGCCAUGUCUAUUGUGGGGAUUAUUGUAUUACUCACUGUCAUAAACGGAGCGUGGGCGGUCACCUUUACGCUGGUGAACAACUGUGAAUAUACAGUCUGGCCCGGUUUCCUAUCAAACGGGGGCGUAGCGGCACUGGGAACAACCGGUUUCGAACUUCCGGCGAGUACGAGCAGAGUGGUGGAGACGCCGGCAAAAUGGUCGGGCAGAAUGUGGGGCCGUACGGGCUGCAGUUUCGACUCGCAGGGCAAAGGCAAGUGCGCUACGGGCGAUUGCGGCGGGCAGUUGCAGUGCGGCGGCGCCGGCGCAGAUCCGCCGGCGACGCUCGCCGAAUUCGCCGUCGACCCGGUUACACAGGAUUUCUACGAUGUCAGUCUGGUGGACGGCUAUAAUCUUCCCAUUUUAGUGGUCGCCACCGGCGGAACCGGGUCCUGCCUUUCUACUGGCUGUAUCAAUGAUAUUAACCGGAAUUGUCCUACUGAGCUUCAGAUUGAUGACGGCGUUAGUCGUGUUGGUACCGGCGGCGGUAAUGUUUUAGCCUGUAAGAGUGCCUGCGGGGCUUUCGAUAGGCCUGAGUAUUGCUGCAGUGGUGCUUAUGCGAAUCCCGACACGUGUAAGCCGUCGACUUACUCCCAGGUGUUUAAGGCUGCUUGUCCUCGUGCUUACAGCUACGCUUUCGAUGACCGGACUAGCACGUUUACCUGCACGGCUGCCGACUAUACCGUCACCUUCUGUCCCACCGUCGCCAUGGCCAGUCAAAAGCUAAACACUCCGCCUGCGAGCAGCGGCACAGCUUAUGGUGAAAGUGCAGUAACGUCAUUGUCAACGUCAUUGUCAAUGUCAAUGUCAAUGUGUAUUAUUAUGAUUAUUUUUACUUUUUCUUCCUUACUAAUAAUUUCAGUAAGGGACUAGAGCUUUCCAACACCACCAAGAUGCGAUGGGAAUAUUCGGCAGAUCGCAGAGAAUCCGAAAGUGGGCCCACAUCGCUUUUAAAAGGGACAGCUGUAUGUCAGAUUCAGUUGGGCUCAAUUAUUACUUAUGGGAUGUGCCCCACCCACAAAAAGAAAAAAAGCAGUACAUAAAGAUAUUUGGGUGCCACAAAGCAAAUGGAACGGCCACUCGUAAACUACUUUAUCCUUUAAAGUGAAGAAUCCCAUUAUCAAUAUACUAAGGUUUGGAAAGUAAA
Messenger RNA from Cryptomeria japonica (Japanese cedar), 1424 nucleotides. Its product is annotated as pathogenesis-related thaumatin-like protein 3.5. NCBI's taxonomy places the organism in Eukaryota, Viridiplantae, Streptophyta, Pinopsida, Cupressales, Cupressaceae. The coding region runs from base 245 to 1150 and encodes 301 amino acids. Gene Ontology annotation, biological process: defense response. Gene Ontology annotation, cellular component: extracellular region. The record is from RefSeq and is a predicted model, not a curated record. The transcript is spliced from 3 exons.